Molecule: messenger RNA, 1927 nt
Organism: Schistocerca piceifrons (Central American locust)
Lineage: Eukaryota; Metazoa; Arthropoda; Insecta; Orthoptera; Acrididae
Product: T-cell activation inhibitor, mitochondrial-like
Exons: 11
Coding region: 137-1678 (513 amino acids)
Cellular component (GO): mitochondrion
Source: RefSeq, a predicted model, not a curated record
UUUGUAUCAUGUGCAAGCUGUAAACAUCAGUUUUCUGUGGUGUUAUUGCGUAGAGCUUAAGGUUGCAGUUUGACAUUCGAGUUCUUAAACGUUGUCGCUGCAGUUGCGUACAAAAUCAGUGUUGUUGUAACUGUCAAUGGAGAAAUGUUUCACGAAGUGGCUUGCACUUCAAAAGAAGACACUGUUUUUUUGGUCCACUGGCACACACACGUGCAGAUUUUCCCGAUUAUUAAGUUCUUCAGAAGUUUCGACAGCUUUGCGACCAUUUUAUUUUUCUGUGCAUCCUGACCUCUUUGGUCAGUAUCCAACUGAGAGGACUGUGAAUGAAAAUUCUCUCAAACAACUUAAUUCAUACCUCGAACUGCUGCAGCAAAAGCGACCAACAAGGCCAGCAACACUUACUUUUUAUCUGAGGUCUCAGAGUCCUAGUUAUGACAACACUGUAAAAGUUGGCAGUGUCCAUAAACAGAACACAAAUGAUACUACAGCUCCACAUUUCUGUCGACAAGAAGGUUUGUUUCGAACAGUGAAGAUUAAUCUUUCACACAGAGAUUUACGAAAAACUGUCCAUGGUAUUUUAAAGACGUGUAACUUACCAACUGCGUAUGUAGAGAGGAUACCUGAAAAAUCUGAAACCACAAGUCCAAAUGAAUUCAAGUUUGAUGCAGUGAAAUUUGAACAGAACGAUCCCAUGUAUGGAAGCUACAUUCUUAAAAGUAAAAUUAAAAAAGCAAAGGAAACAGAAACAUUAAGGUCCUGGCUGGAGGAAAAUGUAACUGUGGCUCGAGAGAAGCUGGCUGCUAGAAAGCCUGUAAGAACAGAAAUUGUAAGACUACAGGAUACAUUAAGAAAAUCUUUGGGCCUUAAAGCAAUAUUGUGGGACUGUGGCUGGAAUGUGACACACUUUCGUGGUUGCUUACAAAGUUUCCAGGCGUUGGUACGAAACCAUCCAGAAAUUGUUGGCGCUCUACAAGGAAGAACUCUGCUGUUUGGUAAUGACACUGGAGUGAGUCUGGAUGGACAUAUUAUGCUCAACAGUGGAGAAGUUAGGCACAAUUGGCUAGAUCUAAUAAAAAAUUUGCACAAGCAAGAUGAUGCUCUUCUACGAAUCCCUGCAUUUGAAAAGGCUGUAUCAAGGGUUCUUAAGGAUAUCAAAGUUGUAAGAAGGAAAUUUCAGCCAAAAGUGAUGGCAAAGCACUAUGAAAACCAUUUACGUCGUCUUAUGACGUCUCUUGGUGACUACAGAGGAAGAACUGGCUAUCCUAGGCACUGGCCCAACACACUGGAAAACUAUGAAUUAGUUGUAGAAACGGAAGCAGGCCCAUUGAUGCUGUCUCCUACUGGGCAGUUCAUAGUUCCUGCAUCAUGCCCUGGUUUUCUUGUUGUCAAUUUUAUAGACGGAAACAUGGAAAAAGCUGAAGAACUCCUUGUCUGCUACCAACAUGACAAACAUAUUGAACGAGACCUCUGUAAACAGUGUGAAGAGGUAUUUCAAUUGGAAGCCCUACAGAAAGAUGACAACAUAACACCUGAAUUGAUGAUAGAAUGUUGCACUCAGUUGCUGAAGAACGUGGAUGUCCUUGUACCAGUCCUGAAAGGUGUGCACUUGUGGGUUACAAACUAUUAUUCAGUUCUCUCUGGUGGAGAAAUGUGUAUACCCUGGAAUUGGAAACUCUGAUUUUUUUGUUCAUAGAGUUCUUGAUUAAUGAGAGAAAUAUCUUAAAUAUGUGUAGAAUGAAGAAUGAUAAUGUUAUUUGACAAUAUGGCUUUACUUAACUCUGUAGCAAGUAAAUUAUUGUGAACCAUGUAAAUACAAUCUGUAUAGUAUUACAUGAAUGCUCAGAAUGUGAAAGGAAAGAUAAAUUGUUACAGAAUAUGUUUUUGUAUCACGAUGUACCUGAAAAUUAAAAUAGUUGUGUAUGUUGAA